GGAUGUAUGGAGACCUCCGCAGCGACACUUCACCCUUCGCGUAUGCGUCGCCUUUCCCCUUUUUAUUUACCCUUUCCGAGUAGUCCCCGUCGCCGACACCUCGCUCGGAUCCCCCCUCCUUUACGACGCCCGCCGAAACCCUAAUUCGCCGAUCCCAAGUCGUGUGAUCUAGUUGUUUUGAGCUAGUGUUAGGGAUUCGUUGAUCGUUCGAUCGGUUUUGGAUUGGAUGAUGGGGUCGGGAUUAGGGUUUUGGAGGGUUUGAAGGCGCGGAGGUUGGGGGGGAGGGGGUGGGAGUAUGGAGGAUAAUGCGGGGAUCCCGGAGGAUCUGAGGUGCAAGAGAUCGGAUGGAAAGCAGUGGCGGUGCAGCGCGCCGUCGAUGCCCGACAAGACCGUCUGCGAGAAGCACUACAUACAGGCCAAGAAGCGGGCGGCGAAUUCGGCCCUGCGGGCCAGCCUCAAGAAGGCUAGGAGGAAGUCGCUCGGCGAUGCCGAUGCGGAUGCAGAUGCGGAUGCCGACAUCUACUUGGAGAGAAAGCAUGGUGAGUCGGGGUUGACGAGGUCGUUGUCGCCGGUGAUGAAGUACAAGGAGAGGAUGCCAAAGGGGGUCGCGGCAUACUCCGCUGGGUCGAUGGUGAUGAGGGGUUCUCUCCCACACGGUGGUUUUAAUAGACCUAAUGAUGAGCUGCCGAGUGAUGGCACUCAGGCAGAGGAGAAUAGGGCGAGGUCGGUGUACAGCUCGCCUUACAGUAAGGAGGUGAAGAGCUUCGGUGCGACUGGUGCAGGGGAGUAUUUUGGGAGAAGUGCUGAUUCUUAUGGCGCAGUCAAGGGGUUAAUUUGCCAUCAGUGCCGGAGGAGUGAUAGGGUGGUAUGGUGUAUUAGCUGCGAGCGUAGGGGAUACUGUGGCGUCUGCAUUUCAAGAUGGUAUGCGGAGAUUCCACUGGAGGAAAUACGGAAGGUUUGUCCGGCAUGCCGUGGUAUUUGCAACUGCAGAAUCUGCUUACGAGGAGAUAAUUUGAUUAAGGCCAAGGUACAGGAGAUUCCUGGCAUAGAUAAGUUAAGAUAUCUUCACAGCCUUCUAGUCUUUGUUCUCCCUGUGCUUAAGCAAACCUAUGCUGAACAAUGCUCUGAAAUGGGAGUGGAAACAAGAAUUUAUGGACCCAAAGUUGAUAUUCCCAGGGCAAAAGUAAAUGCAGAUGAGCAGAUGUGCUGUGAUUUCUGCAAAAUCCCUGUUUUUGAUUAUCAUCGACACUGUACAAAAUGUUUAUAUGAUUUAUGCUUGACCUGUUGCCGGGAUAUUCGACGAGGAUCCUUGAUCAGUCUGGAAGGGGGGUUCGUUGAACUUCAGGUUCCGGAGAGAAGUAAAGAUAUUGAUGCUGCAACAACUAGGGCAGAACAAUAUGCUAAAAGAACCAACGAUAAGUCGCUAUCUUGGAUAGCAGAUGAAAAUACAAUUGAUUUUGCUCAUCUAUUUCCUGCAUGGAAGGCCAAGAAUGAUGGUAGCAUUCCUUGUGGAGCUGAUGCUGGUGGUUGUGGCUCCUCAAAAUUGGUUUUAAGACGCAUACUUAAAGUCAACUGGAUUGGUAAACUUGUUAAAAAUGCUGAGGAAAUGGUUAAGGGAUGUAAAGUACGUGAUUUGGACUAUUCUGAUAGGUGUUCUUCUUGCAAAGGUAUUAGGAGUUUGGAGUCAAAAGACUCAAGUGAUUUUAGUCUUUUCCGGUGCUCUAACAGAGAAGGAAGCAGUGACAACUCCUUGUACUGCCCAAUGUUAGACGAUGUAAAGCAUGAAGGCAUUGGUCAUUUUCACAAGCACUGGAUCAAAGGUGAGCCGGUUAUUAUUAGACAUGCAUUUGAGCGUUCGCUGGCAUCAAGCUGGGAUCCAUUAAGUAUUUGGAGGGGAAUCCAGGAGACAACAGAUGAAAAGAUCAACCAUGAUUUGAUUGUCAAGGCUGUGAAUUGCGUGAACCAAUCAGAGGUUGAUAUUGAAAUGAAUAAAUUCAUAAAAGGAUAUUCCGAUGGGCGUAUACUUGUGGAUGGUAGAUCACUGAUGUUGAAACUAAAAGACUGGCCAGCUCCAAAUAUUCUAGAGGAGUUCUUAGUGUGCCAUAGACCUGAAUUUCUUGUGAAUUUUCCGUUAGUUGAUUUUAUUCAUUCUAAAUGGGGUGUUUUGAAUCUUGCUGCCAAAUUGCCCCAUGAUACUAUACAGUCUGAAGGAGCUCCCAAGCUGUUAAUUGCAUAUGGAAUUCAUGAAGAGCUUGAUAGAGAUUAUUUUGUAUCCAAUCUCCAGAUUAAUAUGGGUGAUGUGGCUUAUAUGUUGAUGCACACAGCCGAUGUGCAUAGUAAAUCUCUCAAGAGGUGUGGAACUGUCCAAAGUGAGAAGAUCUCCAAGGAAAUUAAUGCCAAAAGAUCAACGGGGACUGCACAUGUAUCUGAUAACAUGUAUCUAGAUGGGAAGACACACGCACUUGAUCUAACACAAAGAGAACAUAGAGAGAAGGAAAAUGUUUUUGGCUUCAGAUAUAAAGAAGAGAAUAUUGUUGAGAAUGAAUUAUGCAAUGGUCCUGAAAUUGCUUCUGUAGAAAAGAGAGCCUACGACUCUUGUCGCUUAGAGAGAAAAAGAAUUGAUGCUUCAGACUGUUCUCUGGGUGGUGCUGUUUGGGAUGUAUUCCGCAGGCAGGAUGUCCCAAAGCUGAAUGAAUAUUUAAGGGCUCAUUUUAUGGAACUUAAAACUACUAGUCCUCAUUCGAUUACUCACCCUGUUUAUGAUCAAGCUAUAGUCCUAAGUAAAGAUCAAAAAAGGAUGUUAAAAAAAGAGUACGGAAUAGAACCCUGGACGUUCAGACAGCAUGUUGGGGAAGCUGUGUUUAUUCCUGCUGGAUGCCCUUUCCAAGUUAAAUUUCUUCUGUCUUCAGUUCAACUGGUGCUCGACUUUUUAUCACCGGAGAGCUUAGGGGAGUCAGCUCGUAUGGCACAAGAGAUUCGUUGCCUCCCAAAUGACCAUGAUGCAAAACUGAAGAUGUUUGAGGUGGGAAAGAUUUCUUUAUAUGCUGCAAGUUCGGCCAUCAGAGAAAUUCAGAAGAUAUCAGUUGAUCCCAAGCUUGAUUCAGAACUUAGAUUGCAGGAUCACAACCUAACCGCGAUGGUUUCGGAGAAUUUGGAUAAAAUCAUUAAGAGAAGGCAAGUUGUUUGCAGGUGAGGCUGCAUGUGUUCCCUAAAAAGCUUCUGAUUGGCCUGUAUAUUAAGAUAUUAUUUGCUCGGAUGAUGUAAAGAAAUUAAAAAAAUGUAUUAUAUGGUGUGUCAUAAUUUGAUUACAUGUAAUUUUCACAAUAUUGCCAAUUUAAGAAUAAAUUAUAUUACAUCCUAA
Messenger RNA from Ananas comosus (pineapple), 3361 nucleotides. Its product is annotated as lysine-specific demethylase JMJ25. Gene Ontology annotation, molecular function: transcription coregulator activity; chromatin DNA binding; histone H3K9 demethylase activity. The record is from RefSeq and is a predicted model, not a curated record. Lineage: Eukaryota; Viridiplantae; Streptophyta; Magnoliopsida; Poales; Bromeliaceae. The coding region runs from base 296 to 3193 and encodes 965 amino acids. Gene Ontology annotation, biological process: regulation of transcription by RNA polymerase II. The transcript is spliced from 14 exons. Gene Ontology annotation, cellular component: histone deacetylase complex; chromatin.